AUGGGUCACAAAGAAAGUAAAGUGGCUGGUGUCGACUUGAACGACGAAACGAUCGAUCGUUUGACCAAGAAUACGAAUUAUACACCUGAACAAAUUCGACAAUGGCACGAAGCAUUUCUUCGUGAUUGUCCCAAUGGUAAAUUGUCGCCGAGACAAUUCACCGAAGUCUAUAAGAAAUUCUAUCCUGAACACGAAGCUGAGAAGUAUAGUUCUCAAGUAUUCCGUACGUUCGAUACGGAUAACAACGGUUAUAUUGACUUUGUCGAGUUCCUUGUCGCUGUAAAUGUCAAUGCCAAUGGUGAUAUACGCGAUAAGCUUGGUCUUGCCUUCGAUAUCUAUGAUAUGAACUCGAAUGGACAAAUCGAUAAGAAAGAAAUGACCAAAGUAAUCACGGCUAUUUAUGAUCUCUUAGGCGAAGAAAACCGUAAAGCCGACAAUUCACCAGAAAAUCGCGUGAAGAAAAUUAUGGAAAAAUUAGACCUCAACGAUGACAAGAAUAUUUCACGCGAUGAAUUCGUCGAAGUAGUCGUAUAUUCAGUCGUCUUUGCAUGUUUGAAAACAUUCAAUACCUUGUUGUUGCUUGUGUUUAUGUUUCAUCUUUGCUUUGUUUGUUUUCUCUUCUAG
This is a messenger RNA of Adineta ricciae, 624 nucleotides long. Lineage: Eukaryota; Metazoa; Rotifera; Eurotatoria; Adinetida; Adinetidae. The record is from the annotation of a GenBank genome assembly.